AUGAUUAUUUUCGAGGAUCGCAUUACCGGCGCUGAGCUUUGCUCUGAUGCUUAUGAUAUGACUCUUGUUGACGAUGCUGUCUACGAAGUUGACGCUCAACUGAUCACUGUUAAGGAAGGUGACGUUGACAUUGGUGCUAACCCUUCUGCUGAGGGUGGUGACGAAGAUUUUGGAGAGGAAAGUGGCGAACAGAUUAUCAACAUUGUCCGCUCUUUCAACCUCCAAAGCAUUCCUGCUUAUGACAAGAAGGCUUAUCUUAGUGAACUUAAGAAAUACUUCAAGAGACUUUCUGGUGUUUUGGAGGCUGAGGAAUUCAAUGAUUUCAAGAGCAAGGCUACCGCAUAUGCUACCAAGGUUGCUAAGAACAUCAAGGACUACGAUUUUUACAUUGCUGAGGACUUGAACCCUGAUGGUAUGAUCGUUCUUUGCAACUACCGUGAAGAUGGUGUUACUCCUUACUUUGUUUUCUGGAAGGCCGGUCUUAAGGGACAGAAGGUUUAA
Messenger RNA from Magnusiomyces paraingens, 501 nucleotides. RefSeq lists its product as uncharacterized. Lineage: Eukaryota; Fungi; Ascomycota; Dipodascomycetes; Dipodascales; Dipodascaceae. The record is from RefSeq and is a predicted model, not a curated record. Gene Ontology annotation, cellular component: cytoplasm. Gene Ontology annotation, molecular function: calcium ion binding. Bases 1 to 501 code for a protein of 166 amino acids. The transcript is spliced from 2 exons.